Messenger RNA from Centropristis striata (black sea bass), 1494 nucleotides. It is a transcript of the gene map1lc3b, whose product is annotated as microtubule-associated protein 1 light chain 3 beta. Lineage: Eukaryota; Metazoa; Chordata; Actinopteri; Perciformes; Serranidae. Bases 239 to 619 code for a protein of 126 amino acids. The record is from RefSeq and is a predicted model, not a curated record. Gene Ontology annotation, biological process: autophagy of mitochondrion; autophagosome assembly; cellular response to nitrogen starvation. Gene Ontology annotation, molecular function: ubiquitin protein ligase binding. The transcript is spliced from 4 exons. Gene Ontology annotation, cellular component: autophagosome; autophagosome membrane; cytosol.
UUUGUUUUGCUGCUCCAGCUCCUCCUGAUAUCAACACAGACGGAGGAAGGAAGCUACGACACCAAACCAUCUCUGAACCAGCGUCGCUGACUUUGUAUUUUCAGAAUCAGCUGGCAGCACAGAACCCUCGGAGAGUUUUAUAACCCGUUUUUAUCUUUAGCUGUGUGUCUGGAGACAGCCGCUACCUCCGUUUCCACCACAUACUGAUAUACUGCCAACUGGCUGACUUUGACGCAAUAUGCCUUCAGAAAAAACCUUCAAACAAAGAAGGACAUUCGAACAGAGAGUAGAAGAUGUCAGACUGAUCCGAGAGCAGCACCCCAACAAGAUACCAGUGAUCAUUGAGAGGUAUAAAGGAGAAAAGCAGCUCCCCAUCCUGGACAAGACCAAGUUCCUGGUACCAGACCACGUCAACAUGAGUGAACUCAUCAAGAUCAUCAGGAGGCGCCUCCAGCUGAACUCUAACCAGGCUUUCUUCCUGCUGGCUAACGGCCACAGCAUGGUCUCUGUGUCGGCUGCCAUCUCUGAGGUCUAUGAGCGGGAGCGGGACCAAGAUGGCUUCCUCUACAUGGUGUACGCCUCCCAGGAGACCUUCGGCACUAACCUGACCGCCCAGUGAACGGCCUUCUUCUUCUUCUUCUUCUUCCACCCGACAGGCGAUUGGACAAUUGUAGUUUUAUCCCCCUCCAUGUUUAAUGCCACACACCUUUAGUCUUGACUGUAAGAACUAAAACACAAACUGCUAAAUCUAAACCCAGCGUGCUACUAUUUGGUUCAGGUUGUGAUGAGCGAGCAGACUGUUUGUGUACCACCGCACUCACUCAGUAGCAUAAAGACACGAGCGGUAACCACAACUGCAGAGUUUAAAGAAGAGAAACCCCCAGAUCUGACUUUGACUCAGGCCAAUGGAGUCUUUUAGCGUGUCUGCUUCUUUAUUGUCCUCUCUGGUGAGUCUGUAACGGCAGUUAUUUUCAGUGUUGUGGUUACGUGUCUCCUCGGCUGUAUUUAUGUUAAUGUAUAUAUACAUUUCAGGUAGUGAUAUGACGUAAAAAAAGUGGUGAGGCUCCACCACUUCUCUUUAUAUACAUUAGCCAAUGAACAAAGCCAGCCUUAAUGUUACUAUUUUUGGAGACGGCGCUAGAUAAAGUCUGGGUUCACGUAGCUUUUAAUGGAGCUUUUUAUUGCAGUUAACAGAUGAAAGCUGGAGAUUUGUACUUGAGUACUUUUGCUGGAAAGAAAUGCUAAAUGAAGUAGAGAAGGUGGUCGUUAAUCUCUGCUGCGUGUCUCGUCACAUUCCCUCAGUGGUCCUUCUUUGGUGUUUUUAUCCCUCCCUGCCUUGUAUCCUAAAGCAUCUUCACUGUAACACACAUACACUACUGGUCAAAAGUUUUAGAACACUCCAACUUUUCCAGAAUUUAAUUGAAAAUGAUGCAGUUUCAUGUCUCAGUGUACUCUGAAAUUAAUGCAUAUAACAAAUAAACAAUUGAAGUUAAA